AUGACUGGCUUUACCACAACAAGGGAUGGCUUCCCGGAUCGUGGCCCGGCUGUCUUCGCAGUCACGACAGCAACAUUGGUGCUAGCUACCAUCUUUGUCGCUGGCAGGCUUGUCAGCCGCAUCGGUAUCGUGCGACAUGUGAGCUGGGACGACUACAUCAUCGUCCUGGCUUGGGUCUUUGCAGUGGGAUUGAGUAUCACCAUCGACAUUGGCACAAGGAGAGGACUCGGCAGGCAUGAUGCCAACAUUCCAGAUGAGCAUCGAGUGCCGCUCAGAAAGACCGAAUAUGUCUUCUCUAUCCUCUACAAUCCCGCAUUGAUGGCAACCAAGACGUCAAUCUUGAUAUUCUAUCUUCGGUUGUCAAAGAACACCCAACAGGUCCUUCGAAUGGCCUCCUGGGUUGUCUUGGGCAUUGUCAACCUGGCUGGCUUAAUACUCACCAUCAUCAACAUCUUUCAAUGUCGGCCGAUUAACGCAUCCUUCAGCGACAUCACAGGCGAGCCUAAAUGCAUCCCACUCCUCACAGAGUUCAUUUGUUCUGCACCAAUCAACAUUGUCACCGACCUAGCCAUUCUGGCCUUGCCUAUUCCUGUCUUGACAAGCAUGCGGCUCCCAACAAGACAGAAGACGAUCCUUGUCUUCACGUUCACGCUGGGCAUCUUUGUCACCAUCGUGGAUGUUGUGCGGAUCUACUACCUUCAGCAGGCCAUCACCAAUGUGCCAUCGAGUCCUUCAAGUGACCCUGGGGCCAUAUUCGGCGAUAGUGUAGAGUUUCCCUGGAACGCCUCUCUAUCAUUAAUGUGGUCUGCUGUGGAAGUCAACAUCGGCAUGACGUGUGCCUGUAUCCCAACCCUCAAGCCACUGAUCAUCAAAAUCCUCCCAGCCAUGCUUGUCGAUCCUCAUGGUACCCGUACGGCGGGCUCAUCGACCCAGGAUAAGGAAAUGGCCAACGAGUCUCCAUCAAAGCACGGAAGCGAUGAAGGAAGGCAGGCACAGGGGGCUGUACCUGAGGCACCUACCAAUGGACUAAGAGCACCUCCCGCUCAAGACUCGGGACCCGAAGGAGUUACGAUGAUGGACUUCCUGACCACUCCAGACAUGACAGAGCUUCCUGGACAAAGAAACAGCACCGGUCUCCGGAUUCCUCAAAGCGCGACCAUUGACACGCUCGCUAGUAAUAGCACGAGACGGAACUCAGUCUACUUCGGCUUUGUCAACAUGAAGCGACCAAAGAGCAUGAUCAAAACAGAUGUCGCCGAAUCAUUCAGAUACUGCUUGAUUGUCACGAUCCUCUUCUUGCUCUGGGGGUUCUCUUACGGCCUCCUCAACACACUCAACAAUGUUGUCGCCACGAUUUCCAACAUGACCACAGCGCAGACACUGGGACUAACGAGCGUUUAUUUUGGUGGCGGUUAUUUCUUCGGCCCAUUAGUUGUCGGUGAAUGGGUUCUCCGGCACGACGAACAUGCUAGAUUCCACGAUUUGAAGUCCAGAGCGAAUAGCGAACCCGUCGGUGGCUUCAAAGCGACCUUUAUUAUGGGUCUAGCCAUUUACGGGAUUGGCACUAUCAUGUUCUGGCCCAGCGCAGUUAUGACCUCGUUUGCCGGUUUCAUGAUUAGCAAUUUCGUUGUCGGAUUCGGCCUGGGUGUUCUCGAGACUGGCGCAAACCCUUUCAUUGUGCUAUGUGGACCACCACAGUAUGCAGAAAUGAGACUCUGCAUUUCUCAGGGUUUCCAGGGCGUUGCAACGGUGAUAAGCGGACUGCUGGCACAGAAAGUCUUCUUUGUGGAUCUAGAUUCGGAUGAUGCUUCGGGCUCCAUGAUACUUUUGGACGUGCAGUGGACGUAUCUCGCCAUCACCCUGUUUUGCGUUGCUCUUGCGCUUUUCUUCUACUAUAUGCCACUACCUGAGGUGACCGAUGAAGAACUCGGUCGAGCCGCCACUCGCCUUCCAGUCGAUCCCCAAAAGAGAGGUAUUGGCGGGCUUCAGCUACGGACCUGGUGCAUCAUACUUGCCGUUCUUGCGCAGUGGGUCAUUGUCACCCGAUGCAUCCAGCUCGGCAGAUAA
Messenger RNA from Phaeoacremonium minimum UCRPA7, 2067 nucleotides. RefSeq names its product putative l-fucose permease protein. The transcript has 3 exons. The record is from RefSeq and is a predicted model, not a curated record. Bases 1 to 2067 code for a protein of 688 amino acids. Lineage: Eukaryota; Fungi; Ascomycota; Sordariomycetes; Togniniales; Togniniaceae.